UGUGUCUGUGUGUCCGUUCCUGUUCUUAGCUCUGUGUGUGUGUGCGUGCUUGUUCUUGCCUCUGUGUCUGCGUGUGCGUGUGUGCUUGUUCUUGUCUCUGUGUCUGCGUGUGCGUGUGUGCUUGUUCUUGUCUCUGUGUCUGCGUGUGCGUGUGUGCUUGUUCUUGCCUCUGUGUUUUUUCCGCUGCCCUAACCACUGGGACAUUGCGCCUCCACAUUGUAGCUUGCUACUGCACAUGCGUUACUUCCACGCUGAAUGUUGUCAAUACGAUGCCGUCUUGAAGAGAAGAAAUUCUAAAGAUGCGACUGUAAGAAUGUCAGAUGACAUUGGCAUAAUGAUCAUUUCUCCAUCCAGGCCCUUCAUCAAUAUUCAAUUGACUUUUAAAGACUGAAGGAACAUGUUAUACAGAACAGAUGUAAUACUGUUUCUAUAACUCUAUGCAGAAUUACAGACUGUCUGGAUUCUGUGCAACAUGAAUUUGUAAAUAGAUUUGAAUAAAUUUACAAAGGAAUUUGCUGCUUCUUCAGAUAUCAUGAAGAUUGCAGUUGAUGGAAAAUGUAACAGUCGAAAAUAUUUGUAACAAAUAUAAGUGCAAAACAAGAAAUCUAUUGUGGUGGAAGAAGAAAAGAUAAAGGAAAAUUAAUUAAUGUGAAGGACUUAUAAAAGGUUAAUUUUAUGUGCAUCAGCAUGGCCGCAGCUCUGAGCUGAAACUUUGAAAUGAAAUGAAAAAUAUGCUGAAUUGUCUUUUAAAGACUAAAGGAACAUGCUCUACAAACCAAAUGUAAUAUUGUUUCUAUGAAUCUAUGGUGAAUUAUUGUGGAAUAUUUCAUCUGAACUGAGGUGAAUAGCUACAUUUCUCUACUUUAUGGUCUGGAUUGUGUGCAAGAUGGAUUUGUACAUCAAAUAAAUCCAAGGAAAUUUACAAAGGAGUUUGCAGUUCUUCAGAUAUCAGUGACGAUCGCUGUUGAUGGAAUAUAUAACGGAGGGAAACAUUUGUAAUAGAUAUAAUAUCAGAGCAAACACAAGGAAGCUAUGUGCAUACUGAGGUGAGAGAAGAAAGAUUGCGGAAAAUUAAUUAAUGUGAGAAUUAAUUAAAAAGGGUUAAUUUUAGAUGAAGAGAUGCUGAAAGUGAUAGAAAAAUCACCACAUGUGUGUGACAUUUGUAAUAAGUCUUUCUCUCAUAAAGGGAACUUAAUUACUCAUAAACGUAUUCAUACAGGAGAGAAGCCAUAUCAUUGUGACAUUUGUGGUAAAUCAUUCUCUCGGAGUAAUAUACUGACCACACACAAACAGAUUCAUACUGGAGAGAAGCCAUAUCGCUGUGACAUUUGUGAUAAAUCAUUCUCUCAAAAUGUUAAUCUCAGUAUUCACAAACGGAUCCAUACAGGUGAGAAGCCAUAUCAGUGUGAUAUUUGUGGUGAAUCAUUUGCCCGGAGUGAUAUAUUGAUCACUCACAAACAGAUCCAUACAGGAGAGAAGCCAUACCGCUGUGAUAUCUGUGGUAAAUUAUUCUCUCGGGGUGAUAUACUGUCUACACACAAACGUAUUCACACAGGAGAGAAGCCAUAUCGCUGUGAUAUCUGUGAUAAAUCAUUCUCUCAAAAUUCUAAUCUCAAUACUCACAAACGAAUUCAUACUGGAGAGAAGCCAUACCAGUGUGAUAUUUGUGGUGAAUCAUUUUCCCAGAAUCAUCACUUGACAUAUCACAAAUACAUCCAUACAGGGGAAAAACUAAAUCACUGUGACAUCUGUGGCAAAUCGUUCUCGUUAAAGCAUCAUUUAACUAAACACAAACUUUGUCACACUGGAGAGAGACCAUAUCGCUGUGAUAUCUGUGGUAAAUCAUUCACUGAAAAUGGUGUUUUGACUAAGCAUAAACGCAUUCAUACAGGAGAGAAACCAUAUCAUUGUGACAUAUGUAGCGAUUCGUUCUCUCAGAAUAGUUUUUUAAUUAGACAUAGACGUAUUCACACUGGAGACAAACUAUUUCAUUGUGAUAUUUGUGGCAAAUCAUUCUCUGAAACUGGUUACUUAACAAAACACAAACGCAUUCACACCGGCGAGAAACCUUACCAUUGCAAUGUCUGCAGUAAAUCGUUUUUUCAAAGUAAUCAUUUGAAUGCUCACAAACGUAUUCAUACAGGAGAGAAACCAUAUCACUGUGAUAUCUGUGGCAAAUCAUUCUCUGACAAUGGUGGCUUAAGUAGGCAUCAGCGCGUACAUACAGGAGAGCGACCGUAUUGUUGCAAUAUCUGUGGUAAAUCAUUCUCUCAGGGUUGUAACUUAACUACCCACAAGAGUAUUCACACAGGAGAUCAUUGUGAUAUCUCUGUUAAAGGAUUGUCUGAGACUGGCCCUUAACCAAACAUAAGCAUGUUCAUACAGAAGAGAAGCCAUAUCAUUGUGAUCAUGCAAUCAUACAGAAGUGAGGCCAUAUCAUUGUGAUAUCUGUGAUAAAUCAUUGUCUUGAGUUCAUCAUUUGAUAACCCUUAACCCUUUAGUAUUCAAAUUAUUCUGUCAAAUGUAAAGCUUAUGUAUUCACACCAUGUAAAAUUAAUCUUGAUUCAUUUUAUGGCUUUGAGAUUUCAAUUAUGUGAUUGUUUAUUUUUAAAAUGACACAAUAAGGCAGCUAUGACUCACCAUAUCUGACUAGUUUGAACAUAAAACAGGUAGAAUAUUUUGGCCAGAUAUGGCCGGUUUAAGCACUAAAGGGUUAAAUGCAAUCAUAUAGAAGAGAAGACAUAUUGUGAUAUCUGUGGUAAAUCAUUCUCUCAAAAUGGUGAUUUUAACUACUUGGAAAUGUACUCGAACAGGAGAGAAACUGUAUCAGUGUAACAUAUCUAUUAAAUCAUUCUCACAGUGUGGAAACUUAACUAAACACAAAUAUAUACAUACAAGAAUGAAAUUGUAUCACUACUAUAUCUGUAGCAAAUCAUAAUCUAAAUAAAUGUUACUUAACAAAGCA
This is a messenger RNA of Octopus bimaculoides (California two-spot octopus), 2965 nucleotides long. RefSeq lists its product as uncharacterized. Gene Ontology annotation, biological process: regulation of transcription by RNA polymerase II. Gene Ontology annotation, molecular function: RNA polymerase II cis-regulatory region sequence-specific DNA binding; DNA-binding transcription factor activity, RNA polymerase II-specific. Lineage: Eukaryota; Metazoa; Mollusca; Cephalopoda; Octopoda; Octopodidae. The record is from RefSeq and is a predicted model, not a curated record.